AUGGCGCAACAUAUAAUUAACCAGCGUCCAAUCUCAAACCGUCACAUCUCUCGCCUUUGUCGCAAGGGUUUCUUCCUCUUCCUUUUCGCUCUCCUUGUUCUCCUCGGUGUAUUCUUACCUUGGUUAGGAUCUCCCUUAUUGCCAUUUCCAUACAAAACCUCCUCUUCUUCUUCUUUUCCUCCCUCGCUCUCGUAUUGGCGCGAGUAUUCCUUGACGCAAGCCACCAAGUUUGUCGCUAAGAACGGGUCGACGGUGAUUGUCUGUGCCGUUAGCUAUCCUUUCUUGCCUUUUCUUAACAACUGGUUGAUUAGCGUUUCUAGACAGAAUCAUCAAGAAAAGGUUCUUGUGAUCGCUGAAGAUUACGCUACUUUGUACAAAGUCAACGAGAAGUGGCCUGGUCAUGCUGUUCUCAUCCCUCCAGCAUUGGAUUCUCAAACCGCACAAGAUUUCGGUUCCCAGGGUUUUUUUAAGUUUACAUCUCGGAGACCACAACAUCUCUUGGACAUUUUGGAGCUAGGUUACAAUGUUAUGUACAACGAUGUUGAUAUGAUUUGGCUGCAAGAUCCGUUUCAGUAUUUAGAGGGAAACCACGACGCAUACUUCAUGGAUGACUUGGCUGAAAUAAAACCUGUGAGUCACUCCCAUGAUUUACCACCUCCGAAUCGAAACGGGGCCACAUACAUAUGUAGCUGCAUGAUUUUCUUGCGUCCAACUAAUGGCACUAAGCUUCUAAUGAAUAAAUGGAUUGAGGAACUUAAAACCCUAUCUUUGGCUAAAGCUACUGAAGGAAAUGAUCAACCUGCUUUUAACUGGGCACUUAACAAAACAGCUCAUGAGGUAGAUGUUUACCUGCUUCCGCAAGCAGCUUUCCCAUCAGGGGGAUUGUACUUCACGAACGAAACAUGGGUUAAGGAGACAAAUGGGAAACAUGUUAUAAUCCACAAUAACUACAUUACCGGUUACGCCAAAAAGAUGAAACGUUUCCGCGACUUUGGUCUAUGGCUAGUCGAUGAUCAUGUUUUUGAGUCCCCACUAGGAAAAUUACAGUAA
Messenger RNA from Eutrema salsugineum, 1050 nucleotides. Its product is annotated as UDP-D-xylose:L-fucose alpha-1,3-D-xylosyltransferase MGP4. Lineage: Eukaryota; Viridiplantae; Streptophyta; Magnoliopsida; Brassicales; Brassicaceae. Gene Ontology annotation, molecular function: glycosyltransferase activity. The coding region runs from base 1 to 1050 and encodes 349 amino acids. The transcript is spliced from 4 exons. The record is from RefSeq and is a predicted model, not a curated record. Gene Ontology annotation, cellular component: Golgi apparatus.